This is a messenger RNA of Neurospora tetraspora, 2127 nucleotides long. RefSeq lists its product as uncharacterized. Gene Ontology annotation, biological process: regulation of transcription by RNA polymerase II. NCBI's taxonomy places the organism in Eukaryota, Fungi, Ascomycota, Sordariomycetes, Sordariales, Sordariaceae. Bases 1 to 2127 code for a protein of 708 amino acids. The transcript has a single exon. Gene Ontology annotation, cellular component: nucleus. The record is from RefSeq and is a predicted model, not a curated record.
AUGCCACUGAUGCCGCAACCCACUUUGAUGCCUUCACUACAAUCUCCGAGUCCCCCUCAACAACAAUAUCAACAACAGCAACAACAUCGCACUCUCGGCUAUCCACAGCGAACACUCUUGCCUCAACAGAAACAGCAACAGCAACCGCCACAGCAACAGCAGCCGUUGGCCUACUUGACGAGUAACUUCAACCCCCAACAGUCGUCUGUGGCCUCCUUCAACUCCAGUCCGGCAUUUACUACCAUCAGCGAUUUCGACCAAGACUUCGACCAGGACUACAGCAACUGUCCUAGUCUGACUGCAUCGCCGGUGUCGACGUACUCGCUUCCUGCGUACCCCUCCACCUCGCAGCAUCGCUCGUCUUUGUCUGCCUUUGACAGCAUACCCAGCACCACCACAGUCCCCCGCGCCGCUCAAGGCGCUGCUGAACCUUUGUUCACCCUUUGGGCCGACCCGAUGCAAACGGAAACCUGGCUACAACCCGCUGACCAACUGACAUCCAAGUCGGCUGGUCGCUAUGGUCACCACCGCGAGUCCUCCCUUUCUUCACUUGGCUCAGCUGGUCCGGCAUCUCCCUACUCGAACAACACGUCUAAUCCGCAGAUCGCCGUAACAGACUUCAACGAUUUUAGCGGGUUCGAGGACCUGAACUACCACGUGGUUCCCUCCAAAUCGUCGACCACUCUUCAUCCCAGCUUUCCCGGCUAUGCCAACUCGAAUGUGGUGCCCAUUACUGGCUACUCGCGUGUCCCUGCGGUGCCCAAGCAAAAUAACAACAAGCCUCGGCCUGCGCCGGUGGCGAGUUCCAUUAUGAGUGACUCAUCUGCCACACCAGCAGGCGAGGCUGAGGACGCUGGCAGGCAAAAGAAUGGUGAGAGCCAAGAGAAUACCGGUCUCCCUGUCCGUGACCAAAGCUUACAAUUUGACGAUGCAGCUGUCAACACCAACGCCCCUCCCAAGUUCGAUCGGACCUUGACUGAUAUCAUGAACGACGAGCUGUACCAUCCGGAUCUGGUCAUCACAACCUCUGCUCCGGCACCACAGCAGACGCUGACCACGAGCAACAACAACUUCAACAAAGUGGUCGAGACCGCAAACCAGCAUCUGAGCGCGAUGCAGUCUCCUGUGUCGAGUAACAACUCGCCGUUCCGUCAGGGAUCCCCACAUUCUGCCACUCUCCAAGACUUCUCCUCUUUGAACAUGGCGUCGACACCGCAGGUUCGAUUAGGGUCCGCGCAACAUAUGCGUGAGAGCGAUAAAGCAGCACAGGAUGCCGCCUGGCAGCAAUCGCUUGCGAGACACAAUCAGGACAUGACGCCCAAGACCAUCUCGCCCAAGGACGCCUUGCUGGACUUCCGCGAGCCUGAAGGUGAAUCGAACUUCCCUCUUUUUCCUCAGCCAGACAACCACGGAUUCAACUCGGACGCGAUGAGCAAGGGACUCUCGCACCAGUCGCUUGAUGGGCUGCCAACUUUGGGUGAUAUGUCCACCUUCAACUUCAACUUCAACCCGUCGAACCUCGACUCUCUGCCAACUUUCAACGGUCUUCAGCAGCUUCCCCAGGCUUUGCAACAGUACUCUUUCGUCAACCAACCCCGACAGCCCAGCACUGUGCCGUCGCUGGCGACGUCAAGAAUGAGCUCUGCGGAAACUGGUAUCACGGACUCUCCUCGGAGCAACGUGGUCCAGCGACCGGUGGAUACCCGUGCUGAGGGUGGAACUUACACGUGUACCUACCACGGCUGCCCUCUACGCUUCGACACGCCUCAGCUUCUCCAGAAGCACAAGAGAGAGGGCCAUCGUCAAGCACACGGGCUAAACUCGAGGCAACCCAACGGCAUGACUUUGAAUAGGGUGGAUACUCAAGCUGGUCCUCACCGUUGUGAGCGGAUCAACCCAAGCACCGGCAAGCCAUGCAACCAGAUCUUUUCCCGACCUUACGAUCUUACCCGUCAUGAGGACACAAUCCACAACGCACGCAAGAAGAAGGUCCGCUGCGAGAUUUGCACGGACGAGAAGACUUUCAGCCGCGCGGAUGCGCUUACACGACAUUUCCGGGUGUGCCACCCGGACGUCCCAUUCAAUGGUGGAAAGCAGCGUAAGGCUCGUGGGGGCCGCAGCGGUUGA